AUGCGACCAAAAUCAUACAGCUUUAUGGAUAGUAAAGAUGUUAUACUUCAAAAAAAUAUUACUGAACAUGUUGAUGAUUCUAAAAUUAACGAAAUUAAUCCGCUUGAAAAAAUGUCAUCUCUAACAAAUUUAUCUAGCCAUACUAAGGCACGUUCAUUUCUUCGAGAUUUUCGGAAAUUAUUUAUGAAAAAUAAAACUUCAACGGAUGCUACUGCUAAUACUAUUACUACUACUACUACUACUACCAAUGCUACAACUACUUCAACCAAAAUAAAUUACUCACUGGAUAGCAUAGAGAUGGAGAAUGAAAGGGAAGAUUUAAAUGAUUCUGUCACCUCGUUAAGAAAAAAAUCCUCCUCUUGGUCUCAUUGUGAACGUCAGAAAUUUUUCCGAAAAUAUCAUAAACUAGCGGAAUCAAAACUUACGUCAACGCGAGCACAACGUAAUGAUAGAAGAAUGGGAUUUAUAAGUCAAACUGUCACCAAAAAUACCGAACGUGGAAGUACCGUAUACUCAAAGGAAUCACCGGCAGGAAUGCCCUCAAAGCAAUGGCAAUCGGAUCAACGUGAUGCUAUUAAUAGUUUCUACAAAUCAUUAAAAUCAAAAACGAUGAAAAUUGGAAUUAAAAAAAAGCAGACCGAUGAAACGAAUGAUUCCAUAUGGAUCUUACGAAUACAUAAGAAUGAUGAUUCAGGUUUAUAG
This is a messenger RNA of Acanthocheilonema viteae, 702 nucleotides long. The record is from the annotation of a GenBank genome assembly. NCBI's taxonomy places the organism in Eukaryota, Metazoa, Nematoda, Chromadorea, Rhabditida, Onchocercidae.